CCGCGGCCUCCCCGGCCUCCGGAGCGUAUUGCUGGGCCAAGUGGAAAAAUCGUGUGAGGAGACAGAUGACCCCCACAGUUUCAAGUCAUACAAGAAGGCCCUGAUGUUACCCUAGUGUUGUUCCUCUACCUCAAAGUCAGUAUGUCGAAGACAUCCAAGGCCCCGCUUUCCUUGUCCGACUGCCUGUGCCAAAUUUGCAUGGAGAUCUUUGUGGAGCCUGUCACACUGCCGUGCAGCCAUACCCUCUGCAAUUCCUGCUUCCAGAUGACAGUGGAAAAGGCCAGUCUUUGCUGCCCCUUUUGUAGGCGUCGAGUCUCCUCCUGGGCACGGUAUAAUACCCGCAGAAAUACCCUUGUCAACUGGGAACUCUGGGAGAAGAUCCAGAAGAAUUACCCAGAGGAAUGCGAGCGGAGGAUUAACGGACAGGAUUUGGAUGAGGAAAUCUGUGUCCCCAAACCGCAGCACCAGCUGAGCAAGCCUGGGGAGCUGAGACAGGAAUAUGAAGCAGAGAUUAGUAAGGUGGAGGCAGAAAGGCGAGCACAUGAACAGGAGGAGAACAAAGCCAGUGAGGAAUACAUCCAGCGGCUGCUGGCAGAGGAGGAGGAGGAGGAGCACAGGCUGGCAGAAGAGAGAAGGAAGGAGAUGGAGAAGCAGCUGAAGCAAGAUGAAGAACUGGCCUGGCAACUCAGUAACAGUCUGAAUGAGGAUCCUGAGGGACACGUGCCUGGCAGCCCAUCACCAGCACACAGCCUCUUCCUUCAGACAUCCCCACUGAACCUGUGCAAGGCAAAGAACAAACCAAGCAACUCUGGAGACAUUCAGAAGUAUCUGUCUCCAAAGAAUUAUGGUGUGUUGGGCUCAGCAUCGUUCUCCAGUACCACAGGAAGAGGCAGCAGCAACUCUAUCUCUGUGGAGACCAACAACAAUGAAGGCAGCAGUUCUGUGCUGCAGGAUGAGCAAGAGGAAAUGCCAACCCUGUCUCCACAGCUGACCAGUGUAAAUAAAGAAUCUGCUGCUAAGGAUUCAUUUUUGGAAUCGUGCAUGAACUAUUUCAGUGCCUCAGCUUCAGGUGAAACUGCCACCGUCAAGCAGGAAAAAACAGCAGGACCAAAUGAUUUAGAAGAUGGAAUUCCAGAUGCACUUCAUGGAACCACAGAAGGGAAAGGGUUUAGGACAGUUGUUCUUAGAUCCAAAGGAGAAGAUAAUGGAGUUGAGUCAGACAGUGGCAAUUUAAGACAUGUCCAAAGGGUAAACCUUGAAAAGUCUGAUGACACUUGUACCUCUGAUCAGAAUUGUGUGAUGUCUGACAGCCAGACUGCCUUGCAUGAUCCGGGGAAGGAGGCUGGACACUCAAAUGAAGAGACACCAGAGAGGCCACAGAACUCUAAGGAGACUCCCAAAAGGAAGUUACUGGAGGCCCCAGCUGAUGCCACGAUUGACUUGGGCAUGUUUGAUAAGAGGAGAAGAACCUCUUCAGAAAGUGUAGAAGACCAAGGAGAGCAGAUGAAUGAUUUUAACUUGCAGACACAAAGAGCCUUUGAGCAGGAGUUGUAUGAAAGGCGCAGGCAGGAGGAGCAGGACAGGCUCCUGGCUCUGCAGCUGCAGAAGGAGCUCGACAAGGAGGACAGGACCCUGAACAGGCAGAAGGGCUCUCCAGACGAGUACCUGCUCCGCACCAAACCACCCCGCUCUGUGAAAGACUCCUCUGCCAGGAAGGGAAGUUCCAAGGUGGCAAAAGACUCCAAGGGAUCAAAAACACAGGCUGAAACCAAUCACCACAAGUCUAGGAGAGGUUCCUGCAAUGAAAACUGGCAGUCCCCUGCCAGAGUCCGGGUGAAAUCCCCCAGCAUCAAGGAAGGAAAGGUCUUGAAUUGUGUGGUUAAUACCAGUGACACAAAUGAUAUUUGUUCACUGCCUAAGAACAAGCAAAAGACAAUCCUGCAGAUGUUUAAAAGCCCUGUUGCAGAGUAGCUCAGAGCCAUGGACACGUGGUGGAGUGGGAAUGGGAACUGGGGUGAUGUUCUCCUGUGUUAGGCAAAGCUUCCCUAAGCAGUUUUGAGCGGUUGCUUUGGAAGGGAACCACUUUGGGUAGCGGUGCUGUGAGUUCUGAGAAGUUUUGGUAACAUACACCCUCCAGAAUGUAACAUUUUUUAAUUGUUCUUUUCUUGAAUGUUCUUUUAUAGCACUUGCAGCACUUCUUGCAGGAAUUGGAGCAUUUUUUACUUUCUAACUUGCAUUUACACGGUUUGGAGUGUGAUUACUGGUAGUGUUGGAAAACAAGGAUGACUGAUGGUCUGACCUGAAAAUAAGAAUCUGAAGCCUUUAAUGGAAAAGAUGCACAUUCCAUGGAGGAAACAAGUGAAAAAUGAGUCUGUAUUCUCAAGUAGCUGUCAGCUGCAAGGUUGAAGCUUCCCUCAGCACCACCACUGUUCUGUAAAUUGAAGCAUGUUGCUGGAAUUUAGGCUGUUUGUGGAAUUGCAUUGUUGGCACACCCAUCAACACCAGUGUAACCAGACAGGCACUCUUUCCCUCUCAUAUGCUAACCCCUCGGACAAAGAGGAAUGAAACAAGUCAUUCUCCACUGCCAAAGGCCAAGGAUCUUUCAUGGAUGCCAAGGCUGUGGGCUCCCAUUCACCUCUAUUCACAGAGAUCCCUCCUGCAGAUCCCAUUUUCCCUGUUGUUAAGAGCAAGAUACUUUUGUUUUCUUACUGUUAAUGUUCUGUAACUUUAUUCUUGUACAAUAGUGUUACUAUAUUUGAUGCCGUUUAAUUUUCAUACUCAGACUGGUUUGAGUGUGAUUAAAACAAUAGUCCAGAAGCCAGUUAUGAUGGAGAGAGUUAAAAAGGGAAAGAGGCAACUGAAAUCUGGAAUUGUCAGUAGUGACAUAACUGUAAUUAGAGAUUCACAGAAUUGC
This is a messenger RNA of Sturnus vulgaris (Common starling), 2914 nucleotides long. RefSeq names its product ring finger protein 168 (gene RNF168). NCBI's taxonomy places the organism in Eukaryota, Metazoa, Chordata, Aves, Passeriformes, Sturnidae. The record is from RefSeq and is a predicted model, not a curated record. Gene Ontology annotation, molecular function: ubiquitin-protein transferase activity; nucleosome binding. Gene Ontology annotation, cellular component: site of double-strand break; nucleus. Gene Ontology annotation, biological process: double-strand break repair; protein ubiquitination.